AGUUGGGACCGGACGGGCAUCUGGUCCCUGGAGACUUACACUUAAACGCUAACCCCCUCCUCAGGUGGUCUGACAGUUCGUCAGAUUUGUCUGCCACGUGUGCAUAGUCUGAGUACAGGAAGUUGAAUUAGUUCUUAAUAAUGGGAAGAACCUACAUUGUAGAAGAGACUGUUGGCCAGUAUCUUUCAAACAUCAAUCUCCAGGAAAAAGCUUUUGUCUCUGGUCUUUUAAUAGGACAGUGUUCCUCACAAAAGGAUUAUGUGAUUCUUGCCACGAGAACACCACCCAAAGGAGAACAGAAUGAGAGCCCCAAACAUUCCAAAGCCAAAUUGGAUAACUUGGAUGAAGAAUGGGCCACAGAACAUGCCCACCAGGUAUCCAGGAUGCUACCAGGGGGACUUGUAGUUCUUGGAGUAUUUAUUAUUACAGCUUUAGAAAUGGGAAGUGAAUUUCAAAAUACCCUGCGUAGACUAGUAUUUGCUGUGGAAAAAUCUGUGAAUAAAAAGAGACUGUGGAAUUUCACAGAAGAGGAUGUCUCGGAACGAGUUAUACUUCACUUUUGCUCUUCUACAAAAAAAAUAUUUUGUCGAACUUAUGAUAUUCAUGAUCCAAAGAGUUCUGCAAAACCGGCAGAUUGGAAGUAUCAAAAUGGACUAUCAGCUUCAUGGCUUUCCUUAGAGUGUACAGUUUAUAUUAAUAUUCAUGUCCCGCUGUCUACUACUUCUGUCAGCUAUACUCUGGAGAAAAAUACAAAGAAUGGACUUGCACGCUGGGCCAAGCAGAUAGAAAAUGGUAUUUAUUUGAUUAAUGGGCAAGUUAAAGAUGAAGAUUGUGACCUAUUAGAAGGACAGAAAAAAUCUUCUAGAGGAAAUACUCAAGCAGCUAAUCAUUCAUUUGAUAUUAGAGUGCUAACACAGUUGCUUCUGAAUUCAGACCACAGAUCCACAGCCAUGGUCCAGAUCUGCAGCGGCUCUGUAAACCUUAAGGGUGCUGUGAAAUGCAGAGCUUAUAUUCAUAGUAAUAAGCCCAAGGUUAAAGAUGCUGUGCAGGCCAUGAAAAGAGAUAUAUUGAAUACAGUUGCUGAUCGUUGUGAAAUACUAUUUGAGGAUCUGCUUUUGAAUGAAAUUCCAGAAAAAAAAGAUUCUGAAAAAGAGUUCCACAUUCUCCCUCACCGAGUUUUUGUCCCCAUUCCGGGAUCCACUGUAAUGUUAUGUGAUUAUAAAUUUGGUGAUGAGUCAGCUGAAGAAAUAAGAGACCAUUUUUUAGAGAUGUUAGAUCGUAUGAUUCAAAUAGAAGAUUUGGAAAUUGCAGAGGAAAUAAACACAGCCUGUAUAAGUUCCUCUAUGGAUACUGAAGCUUCAUUGGACAACACAGAUGAUGAACAACCAAAACAGCCAAUUAAAACUACAAUAGUGUUGAAAAUUCAGCAAAACAUAGGUUUGAUUGCAGCAUUUGCAGUUGCAGCCCUUGCUGCGGGUAUCUCCUUUCACUACUUCAGUGAUUAGGUUGAGGCACAGAGAGCUUCCUGAUCAUCCAGAGAACAGUGACCAACAAUUAUGAAUCAUAAAGAUGCAAACAAGCCAUCUGCAUUUAAGACAACAGCAGCCAGAUCUGCUGCCAGAUUCCUGUUAGAUCUGUUUCUGACUAAAAUGA
This is a messenger RNA of Budorcas taxicolor (takin), 1653 nucleotides long. It is a transcript of the gene ODR4, whose product is annotated as odr-4 GPCR localization factor homolog. Gene Ontology annotation, biological process: intracellular protein localization. The record is from RefSeq and is a predicted model, not a curated record. Lineage: Eukaryota; Metazoa; Chordata; Mammalia; Artiodactyla; Bovidae. Gene Ontology annotation, cellular component: endomembrane system. The transcript has 15 exons. Bases 141 to 1505 code for a protein of 454 amino acids.